Molecule: messenger RNA, 1904 nt
Organism: Rhododendron vialii
Lineage: Eukaryota; Viridiplantae; Streptophyta; Magnoliopsida; Ericales; Ericaceae
Product: protein DETOXIFICATION 49-like
Exons: 1
Coding region: 38-1639 (533 amino acids)
Biological process (GO): xenobiotic detoxification by transmembrane export across the plasma membrane
Cellular component (GO): membrane
Molecular function (GO): antiporter activity; xenobiotic transmembrane transporter activity
Source: RefSeq, a predicted model, not a curated record
CCCCCGCUCUCUCUCUCUCUCUCUACAAAACACAACAAUGUGCCAGCGACCUGCCUCUCCUAUCGGCUCCAGAGGCGACCUCGCGAAUGACCCAGAAUCUCACGUGUCUUCACGUUUGAUCUCCAAAAGCCCACCACCACCACCGCAACAACUAAAACAAGCCCAAUACGUCGAAAAAACUCACCUCCGCCUCUUCAUCGAAGAAGCCCGGUCCAUAGCCAAAAUAUCAUUCCCCAUGAUGCUAACGGGGCUACUACUCUACUCCCGGUCCAUGAUCUCCGUGCUCUUCCUCGGCCGCCUCGGCGAGCUCCCCCUGGCAGGCGGGGCCCUCGCCGUUGGCUUUGCUAACAUCACCGGGUACUCGAUCUUAUCGGGCCUGGCUAUGGGCAUGGAGCCCAUUUGUGGCCAGGCCUUUGGCGCCAAAAAGCUCACCCUCCUUGGCAUUUCGUUGCAGAGGACAAUCCUUUUGCUUAUUUUCACUUCGUUUCCGAUAGCUGUUCUCUGGCUUAACAUGAGGAGGAUUCUACUAUUCUGUGGACAAAACGAAUCCAUAGCCGAACAAGCCCAAUUGUACCUCAUUUAUUCAAUUCCUGACCUUUUAGCCCAAUCUUUCCUACAUCCAUUACGGAGUUACCUUAGAACUCAAUCAAUAACUCUGCCCCUAACACUCUGUGCCGCUCUAACCACAAUUCUUCACAUACCCAUCAAUUGUUUCCUUGUUUUUCACCUUCAUCUUGAGAUCAAAGGGGUUGCCCUUGGUGGGGUUUUGUUCAAUUUCAAUCUAGUAGCUUCAUUGAUCAUCUACAUAGUAAUCUCUGGAAUUUACAAGGACACCUGGGGAGGCUUAUCCUUGGAGUGCAUCAGAGGCUGGAAAUCUCUGUUGAGUUUGGCAAUUCCAAGUUGCAUUUCUGUGUGCCUCGAGUGGUGGUGGUACGAGAUCAUGAUUUUUCUAUGUGGGUCGUUAACAAACCCCACAGCCUCAGUUGCUUCAAUGGCGAUUUUGAUCCAAAUCACUUCCCUUAUCUACAUAUUCCCAUCUUCUUUGAGCUUCAGCGUAUCGACACGUGUCGGAAACGAACUCGGGGCUGGUCAUUCCAAGAAGGCGAAGUGGGCUGCCAAGGUUGGACUCUGUUUUAGCUUCAUUUUGGGAUUUUCAGCUUUGGUUUUCACACUAGUGGUGAGGAAAAUGUGGGCUAAAAUGUUCACAAAUGAUAGAGACAUUAUUGCUCUAACCUCACUUGUGUUGCCAAUAAUUGGGUUAUGUGAGCUUGGGAAUUGCCCACAAACAACUGGGUGUGGGGCUUUGAGGGGGACAGCUAGGCCAAAGGCCGGUGCACAUAUCAACUUGGGUUGCUUCUACUUGGUUGGGAUGCCGGUUGCGAUCGGGUUGGGGUUCUGGGCCCGCCUUGACUUUUUGGGAUUGUGGCUGGGUCUGCUGGCGGCCCAGGGCUCGUGUGCGGCGACGAUGAUGGUGGUUUUGGGUCGAACGGACUGGGAGGUUCAGGCACAGAGAGCUAAGAUGCUAACCGGAGAUGCCGGACUCGUAGAUGGUAGGGAAGAAAAUGAGAAAGAUAAUACGGCAGUUGAAGGAGAUAUCAAGGAGAACUUUUCUUCUUGUCCAUAUGGAAAUUGUGUUUAGGAUGAUAAACAAUUCCGGGGCGAAGUUAAGGAAAAUGAAACAUGUUUUCUUUUAUCCGUUCAUUUUUUAUAUGUUUAUAUAAGAAAGUCGAAUAUUAGUACUCGGUAAUAUAUUGUUAACUAAUUAUGUAGAGACUAGUAUAGAAAUAAGAUCCCCGUUAGAUCUUAUUUUGUCAGGCAAGUUUUGAGAAAAAACUAUCCUUAUCAUAGUUGAAAAGUUAGAGAUAGCGGUCCUACAAUUUUCGUAUUCACCGAAGACAUUAAAC